AUUCAACAUUUGCUAUCGAUUGAAAACGAUGUCUGAUAACGAAACCGAGACUAAAGCUAUUAACAUUCGUACCGCUGGCUUUGACGCGCGCUUUCCAAAUACCAAUCAAACUAAACAUUGUUGGCAAAAUUAUGUAGAUUAUUUUAAGUGUAUUAAAGCGCGUGGAGAAGAUUUUGCUCCUUGUCAACAAUUUUUUAGAGCAUACCAUAGUUUGUGUCCUAAUGAUUUUAUUUCAAAGUGGGACACUCAAAGAGAAGAAGGAAAUUUUCCAGUUAAACUCGAUCCUUAAUAAAUAAUCCUUUGAGAUCUAAAUCUUUAAUAUUCAACAAAAAUUUGAUGAAUGGUCAUUAAAAAAAAGUUAUAGUUCUUCUUUAAUAAAAUUAUUUAUUAAUAAAGUUAAUCCUUAUCAAAUGAGAAUAUGCUAUUUGCUAAUAAAUUAUUGGAUAAUCAUCAUAGCAUAAAAUCACAAAAUCAUAAAACGGAUCUUCAUACAAAAAUCAUAUUACCAAAAACUUUCUUUUCUUGCUUUCUUGUGAAUAACGAGCUUA
Rhizophagus irregularis DAOM 181602=DAOM 197198 is the source of this 548-nucleotide messenger RNA. RefSeq names its product Cytochrome c oxidase subunit 6A mitochondrial. The record is from RefSeq and is a predicted model, not a curated record. Lineage: Eukaryota; Fungi; Glomeromycota; Glomeromycetes; Glomerales; Glomeraceae. Gene Ontology annotation, cellular component: respiratory chain complex IV; mitochondrion.